Anoplophora glabripennis (Asian longhorned beetle) is the source of this 744-nucleotide messenger RNA. Its product is annotated as tetratricopeptide repeat protein 37. The record is from RefSeq and is a predicted model, not a curated record. NCBI's taxonomy places the organism in Eukaryota, Metazoa, Arthropoda, Insecta, Coleoptera, Cerambycidae. Gene Ontology annotation, molecular function: protein binding. The annotation marks the transcript as partial. Gene Ontology annotation, cellular component: Ski complex. The transcript is spliced from 5 exons.
GAGGCGACCCACAAUUUGCUUCAAAAUGUAACAUCCGGAACGAUAAAUACGAAAAAUUCAUGGGCAUGGCUUCAGCUAGGGUUAAGUUAUUUAGAACAAGAAGAUAACAGCAAUGCUAUAGAUAACUUACGAUCUGUAGUGAGAAUUCAACCAAAAAAUGUUCACUGUUGGGAAGCAUUAGCUGAUGCUUAUCUUAUAAGAGGUUCAUAUACAUCAGCCCAAAAGUGUUAUGAAAAAUCUUUAGAAUUAGUUGAUAAUAUACUGUAUCCAUUGUUUCAAAUUGCUAAUAUUAAAAAGAUACUUGGUCAUUUUGCUGAGGCUCAGGUUAAUUUUGAAGAAAUAUUACUUUCAAAUGAACAUUAUGUACCAGCUUUAAAGGGAUUUGCUGAAACAUGUAUAUAUCAAGCUAAGGAAUGUUACAAAGACCAAAGACUAGGGACUGCCCGGAAUUAUGCACAACUUGCACUGGAAAAAUUAAUCCUAGCAAUUCAGCAAAGAAGUGACAUGUCGUGUUUGUGGAAACUGCUUGCAGAUAAUUGUUUAUUUGUUGCGAAACUUCCAAAUAAGUAUUGUCAUAUGCUUAUACCGAUUUUUUUUCUUGAACACGAAGAGUUGGAAGGAACAACAGUUGCUGAAUCUCAGGAUUUAUAUAUUGUGGCAUCAAGUUUUGAAUUUCCCGCUAAUUCCACUCAUAUGCUGACAUUGAUGCAAUUCCGAAUAAAAACGAUGUAAUGCUCUUUGGAG